Molecule: messenger RNA, 2901 nt
Organism: Athalia rosae (coleseed sawfly)
Lineage: Eukaryota; Metazoa; Arthropoda; Insecta; Hymenoptera; Athaliidae
Product: annexin B9-like
Exons: 9
Coding region: 311-1951 (546 amino acids)
Cellular component (GO): cytoplasm
Molecular function (GO): calcium ion binding; calcium-dependent phospholipid binding
Source: RefSeq, a predicted model, not a curated record
AUACACUCAGCAGUGGAUAUACAUAUUCAACUUCGAUGACGUACUUACAUACCACACGCAUACCACAGGUGUUACAUACGAAACAGAACAGCCGCUGAUUCAUACAAUUCUUUUGCAAUUCUCUUAGCGGUAGACCAGUGUAGAUGAGUUGAUAAUAUUAGCCACGAUAGUCAUUUUGCCAGUACGUCUUCCAUCGUUCGAGAAGUUCACUCAUCUGCAAGCUGCCACAGCAUAGAUUUCAAUCGUCGAUAACAAAACAUCGUACUUAUUUCUAACCCGAUUGAGGUAUUUUGCAUAACAAACGACAACAAUGAGCUACGGAUACCAAGGACCUCCGGUGACAUCAUUCUCUGGCCAAAGGCCCCCGAAUUCCUUUGGAGCCCCACCUGGUGCCCCAACAGCACCUGGAAAUUCACCUUAUCCUGCAAAUGGUAUAGGGUUUAAUCUCUCCCCUGCACCCCCAAUUGGCUUUGGAAUGCCACAGCCUCACUCCCCUUAUUCCUCCAUACCUUAUCCCUCAAAUCAGUCUCAAUCUUCACUACCUUAUUAUCCGCAUAGUGGACAACAUCCAAUGUCCCAGCCUCAUCAAUACAACAUGCAGCAAUAUACAACUGGUGGCUCUUCUCCUCAGUCGUGUAGUUCUACAGUCUAUCCAGGAAGCAACCUAUCAAACUCGGCUGCUAAUAAUCCUUAUCCGUCAAAUCCAAGCCAUACAGUGUACCGAACUCAGUCAGCAUAUAACUCAGCAAGUUCUACUUCGCAUCUGGGCCAGUAUAGUCGGCACCAGGCAAACUCUGCUUCGUAUCCAAACAGUAGUAGACCCUUUCCACAAAACGCAUCCCGUCCAAGUAGCGCUAAUCACUACCCACAAAAUUCGAGUCUAUAUCCAAGCAUGUGUAGUCCCGGGGGGCAGGGGAUGGCAGCAGCCUACUCUCAGCAUAUCAACACACCUACUUUGCCACCUCGGCAUAUAGCCCCGGCCCCCCGACGAUCACGUCCACAGGCUAAGCUUUCCCCAACUGUGGUACCAUGGCGAGAUUUUGAUCCACGAGCAGAUGCAGAGGCACUACGAAAGGCUAUGAAAGGAUGGGGAACUGAUGAAAAAACGAUUAUUCACAUCUUAACCAAUCGCAGCAAUCUGCAGCGUCAAGAGAUUGCCUCGCAGUUUAAAACUCUUUAUGGCAAGGAUCUAAUCAAGGACUUGAAAUCAGAAUUGUCUGGCAACCUGGAGACCUUGGUCGUUGCAUUGAUGAUCCCUCUUCCCCAAUACUAUGCCAAAGAAUUACACGACGCUAUGUCUGGUAUAGGUACAGACGAAUGUGUUUUGAUUGAAGUUCUUUGCACCAUGUCUAACCACGAGAUUCGCGUCAUCCAGCAGGCUUAUCAAGCUAUGUAUGGAACAAGUUUGGAAAGCGAUCUGAAGGGGGAUACAUCUGGCAGUUUCAAACGCCUCAUGGUUUCCUUGUGCUGUGGUAAUCGAGAUGAAUCAUUUGAUGUGGAUCCUGCUGCAGCCCAAGAAGAUGCUCGUGCACUUCUCAGAGCUGGAGAGCUACGAUUUGGUACAGAUGAGUCAGUAUUCAAUCAAAUUUUGGUGCAAAGAAACGUGGCCCAGCUGCGACAAAUAUUUGCAGAAUAUGAAACCAUGACCGGCCAUGAUAUUGAGAAGGCUGUCGAAAACGAAUUUUCUGGGGAUAUCAAAAAAGGCCUCCUUGCAAUUAUCAAAUCUAUAAAAAAUCGAGCCGGCUUUUUUGCCGAGCAACUCUACAAAAGUAUGAAAGGCAUUGGGACUCAAGACAACCGCCUCAUUCGACUGGUUGUCACCCGCUGUGAAGUUGACAUGGAAGAGAUCAAGCAGGCUUUUGCUCAGCAGUACGGCAAGUCCCUUGAAGAUUUCAUAGCGGAUGAUUGUUCAGGAGACUACAAGAAGUGUCUACUGGCUCUGGUCGAAUGAAUGCUGAAAUAGGCUUACGUGACCCACCUAUGUGAACAGAAUAAUCUGUGAUUACAUAAGUAUGCAUUUAUAAUGAUUUAAAUUACCGAAGACAAAGUUAACACGAUUGCGAUUGCGUCCAUUAAUCUCUGUUUUUGAAUUCCUAAAUUUCAUAAGUUCUGGCCAAAUAUUGAUUAGUAGCUACUAUUCCGAUUACUAUGUGGUAUAUGGAAUUUUUAAAUGACUGGUUGAUGUUUUUCUAAUUACAGAGGUAUGGAUGUAUUGCCACAGGUCAAGAAUUAUAUUUAUCGAUGGCAACAAUAGUUUGAAAGUGCAGGAUAUUUAUCUUACACCCAAUUAUCUGUUACGUUCAUUUAAUAGUUUUUGAGAAAAAUAUUGAUAGUUUUUGUAUUAUUUUAACGAGAAGUAAUUCCUCGUUAAUUGAUUCUCGUCGAUUAAAUCUGAAUCUAAUUAGAUGCUUUAAAAUAUAAAACAGACUUUUACAUUGCCGUAAAUGUACGUGUAAACUAUUGUACUACUAAUUGAUAUUAGCGUAAAAGUCGAAUCUUCCGUGCCAAUAACGGAAAUUAUAAAUUUGUUCAUCGCAUGCCAAUGCAUUGUUCAUAAAGAAUAAGAUCUGAUUGUGCGCUUUCCGUCGCUAUAUAAUCUGAAUCGACAUUCGUAAUAUUUGUGUUCCUAUGUUGAAAUCGUCCCAGAGUUUACACCUACGAUUUCCUCUAUUUUUGGAUAUACCUGUACUAUAUAAUCCAAAUAUACACGCGUAUGGUAUCUGAAAUAUUUAUAUAUAUAUAUAUAUAUAUGUAGAGUCUAAUUGAAUUGUUGAUUAUAAUUCUAUAAUUAUACACAUUCUUUGUCACCAUUAUUCUCGCGCUUUUAGCGCUGAUAUUUUUACAAAGGUUGACUCGUAUGCGAAAUAAAUUUGCUGUCCCUAUGCUGUUCUCGCCAAUGAA